AUGGGGGAGAAGGAUGAUGAUUAUCCACCAGGGGAGGGGGAGGGGAGACAGCAAGCGAAUACGAGAGGGUCGAGCAAGAGUGAGAAGCAAAGAGCAAGUGAGCAACCGGUGGGAGUUCCAUGGAUCGACCGAGCGAUGCCGGUGGAUGAUGGAUUAUUCAUCGCAGCGCCUCGGUCUGAUUGCUUGCAGAUAGUCGUGGCCGAGGAUUUGCGGGCGUGA
Aspergillus niger is the source of this 219-nucleotide messenger RNA. RefSeq lists its product as uncharacterized. Bases 1 to 219 code for a protein of 72 amino acids. The transcript has 2 exons. The record is from RefSeq and is a predicted model, not a curated record. Lineage: Eukaryota; Fungi; Ascomycota; Eurotiomycetes; Eurotiales; Aspergillaceae.